This is a messenger RNA of Dermatophagoides farinae (American house dust mite), 2254 nucleotides long. The record is from RefSeq and is a predicted model, not a curated record. NCBI's taxonomy places the organism in Eukaryota, Metazoa, Arthropoda, Arachnida, Sarcoptiformes, Pyroglyphidae.
AAUUCGUAAAUACGAUCCACAACGUAAAACAAUAAAUCUUGGCUUUAUUUUUUCUAAUCAUUAAUAAUAAUAAUAAUUACUUAGUGUUUUCCUCAUUCAUCAAGAUUGACAAGAAAAACAACAUGAAUCCUUGAAAAAAAAUCAAGAAAGAUAAUCUAAAACUUACGAUAACAUUGAGCAUUUUGUCUUUGGAUUAAGCCAUUCACAUCUGGUAUAAAAUAAUUGACAUUUGAUUUCGUUUAAAAAUCGUAAAAAAUGCUUACCGAAGAUGACAUUCAACAACGAUAUCCUUUGCAUACUUUUGUUUGGAAAAAUUCACACAGUCAAUUGAAAGAUUAUCUUUCAUUGCAUUCCAAGGAUGUUAAUCUGGAACAAAAAGAUAUCCGUAGUCGAACCCCGUUAAUGUUGGCCGCCGCUCUAGAUCAUAAAGAAUGUGUACGUAUUUUACUUGAUCACAAUGCUCUGGUUAAUGUAACGGAUCAUACGGGUUUUAAUGUAUUACAUGAAGCUGUUACAACGGCUGAUCCUAAAUUAAUUCGUGAUGUUUAUCUAAGAAAAGAAUUACAACGUAUUAAUUCGAUACGAGUGGAUGGAAUUCCGCGACUUUUAUCUAAAAUAUGUGAUACCACCGAUUUUUAUUUAGAGAUGAAAUGGGAAUUCACAUCAUGGAUACCAUUGAUUUCUCAGCUCUGUCCCAGUGAUACAUAUCGCAUUUAUAAACGUGGUUCUAAAGUUCGUGUAGAUUCCACAUUGAUAGGUAUCGAUGAAGUUACCAAUGAAGCAACCAUUGAUUGGCAGCGUGGAAAUACAUCGCUAAUUUUGUCUGGCUCAGAAAAUGGCUGCACUUUUAUUGAAAUUGAUCACAAUAAACGCAGCGUACAUAAGCGUGCAAUGGAAAUUAUACGACCCGAUGAAGUUCAUGAUUUAUUGGGUAUUACCGAAGAUCAGAUAGCCGAUCGUUUAACACAACCAAUUAAAACAAUGUAUAUAGAUAGUGAAAAAGUGAAUUUUGAACGGGCUAAAUCAGGUUUUAUUGGCUUUCGUACCGAUCGUGUAGAUCAAUUCAAUGGCUAUGAAUGUAAAGUUUAUUUGGCACAAAAUGUCGAAUUCAUUACUAAAACUCGCAUCGAACAUUUAACUCAAGAAGAUAAAAUGCGUUAUAAAAAAAUGAAAGAUUCAUCUUCAUUAGCAUCAUUUCGUUCGAUUGUUGGCAUACAUGAACAGAAUAUACCAAAUCCAUUCGAAAAUGAUGAAGUAUAUAAUUCCAAUCCUGAAUUACGACGGAAUCCAUAUCGAUUAUCAUUGCUCGAUUAUUUUAAUCUUACUCCGGAUGAUCCUCGUGAUAUUGGAUCACCAAGAGAAACGAAUAUCAAAAAACAGUAUUUCAAAGCAAAUAUUUGGAUGUCGGAUGAUUUUCCAUUGUCACUAAAGGAACAAAUUCUUCCCAUCGUAGAUAUGGUGGCUACUUAUAGUUCACAUUUUGCUAAAUUACGUGAUUUUAUAACAGGCAAAUUACCCACAGGAUUUCCAGUCAAAAUCGAGAUUCCACUGUUCCAUUUGUUAAAUGCAAAAAUAACAUUUGGAAAUGUAUUUGCACAAGAUUCACCAGUGGAUGGUGUAAGUAUGAGUUGUUUUCCUGAUCAAUCUACAAUCAAUCCUGGUAAAGAAGAUUUCAUUUCUCCAUCAUCGUCAUCAUCGAAUAAUCAUAGAAAUGGCAAAUGUACUGUUGAUGAGAAAUGUUUUGAACCACCUGAAGAUUAUCAAAUUUUAGCUGAUGAUUAUAGGGGGACUCUUUCGAUUCUCGAAUAGUUAUCAUCAUUUUAAUUAUAAUAAUAAACGAUGAUUGGUGAUUGAAGAUGACACGAGAUCAUGGAAUAAAAUGUUUUUUUGGAUAAAUGUUUUUAAAUAAAUGAAUUUUUAAGUGGAAAAAAAAUUAGAUAAAUAUCCCCUAAUCCGGUAAUAUUGAAUACAAUGUUGAAGUGAUAAAUAACGCCAUCGGCUAAAAAAAAUUUUGUAAUUAUGUGAUGUGAUUAGAAUAAAUUUUCGAAUAUUCGAAAUUUUUUUAUUGUUAAAAUUGUUGAUGUUUUUUUUUCUGUCAAUGCUUCGUCACUAUCGAUCAUUUGGAUUGCUAAUGUUUUUUUUGUUUUGUUUGACUGAAGUUCAUUGAACCUUAUGGUUCAAUGAUUUUAACGAUUCGAUAUUUUAUUUGAAUUUUUUUUUCUUUCUCUUCUCAAAUUAUUAAAUUUUUUUUCUC